Molecule: messenger RNA, 1384 nt
Organism: Gracilinanus agilis (Agile Gracile Mouse Opossum)
Lineage: Eukaryota; Metazoa; Chordata; Mammalia; Didelphimorphia; Didelphidae
Gene: TMEM134
Product: transmembrane protein 134
Exons: 7
Coding region: 136-723 (195 amino acids)
Source: RefSeq, a predicted model, not a curated record
CCUCGGAGGCGAGCUCCGGGUAGAGGCCGGUGCCAGGUGGCCAGUCCAGCGCCCUGCCCAGCGCGGCCCGGGCCAUGGGUCUCUGAGGGCCGGCCCGGGCGGGCUGCGGGGCGGCCCCAUGCGUGGGUCCGAGCCAUGAGCGGCGGCCGCCCGGAGUUCAGCAUCGAUGAUGCCUUCGAGCUGUCCCUGGAGGAGGGGGGCCCGGGGCCCGGGGGGGGCCCCCCGCGCUUUGGGGCGCUGCACUUCGAGCGCAAGGGCCGGGGGGACGCGGAAGAGGAGGGCGAGAAGCAGUCUCGUCUCAAGUACCAGAACCUGGAGAACGAUGAGGACGCUGGCCGGAUCCCCCCGGAUCCCGACGGAGCUCUGAAGCUCAGGGACCCUGGGCGCUCCUCCACCCAAAGCUCCCAAUGGUCCUUCAGCACCAUCAGCAACGGCACCCAGCGCUCCUACCGGGCCUUCUGCAGCUGGACGCAGCACCCUCUGAUCCAGAAGAAUCGCCGGGUGGUUCUGGCCUCCUUCCUGCUGUUGUCGCUGGGCCUCACACUCAUCCUCAUUGGGGUGGGACUCCAGGUGAACCCUUCUCCAGGUGUCUCCAGUGCCAUCUUCUUCGUUCCUGGCUUCCUGCUGCUCAUCCCCGGAGUGUACCACGUCAUCUUCAUCUACUUGGCCGUCAAGGGCCACCGAGGCUUCCAGUUCUUCUACUUGCCGUACUUUGAGAAGUGAGCCGCGAGCCUGGCUGGGAUGGAGCUCUCCCCCACCCCCUGCUGCCUUAGCCGCCCGGAAAUGGGCCCAGCUGGCCGGAUACUGGAUGCCGGACAGCUCCAGGCUGGGCGGGAGGAAGGAUGGGGAAGGGGCCCUGGCUGUGGCGAACUGACAACAAAGGGAGCCUCCCCUUCCCUUCCUAGGGACCUCUGAGCCCCGCUGGCCGAUGCCCUGCUCUUCAGGAGGGGGGACUGGAGGCUCAGAGAGUGGCGCCUUGUCCAGAGAUGCCCAGCUAGUCAGCAGCAGAGGCAGGAUUUGAACCCGGGCCCUCUGCCUCUGGCUCACUACUUGGAGCUGCCUUGAUCCCUGCUAGACAGGCUAGAGCUGAAGCCCCUGAACAGCUUCAGUCACUGCUCCUUGCCCGGCCCCAGGACCCCAGAAGGUCUGAGCUGGAGAGACACAGCCAGCUCUGGGCUCGGGUUUUCUCAGGAAGUUUUCUGCCCAUCUCUCCUCCGUCCUCCUUCCUCCCUGGGCUGGGGGGGUGGGGGGGAGAGGGGGGCAGGCCUUACUCAGCCCCACCCCCACUCCAGCCCUUCUUUAUUCCUCGUGCCUUUAACUUAUUAGGAGGCCCCAGGCUUUGGGUCUUGUGUCCAAAUAAAAUGGCACUGGAUUCUGGCUCAAA